AUGCAUGGCUUGAAUUUGGAAGCUAUUGCCCUUUUUGAUCAAAUGACACAGAGCGCUUGUGUUGUAUCAGGAAAGCAUGUGCCCAACUCAAUUACAUUCAUUUCCGUUCUAUCAGCAUGUAGUCACUCUGGAAUGGUUGAAGAGGGGAGGAGGAUAUUUAAUUCUAUGAAAGAUUAUGCCGUUUCUUCAAUUGAGGAACACUAUGCCUGCAUGAUAGGUGUCUUAGCUAAGGCUGGUCAAUUUGAUGCAGCAUUGUCCUUUCUAUCAGACAUGCCCAUAAAACCUGGUCCUAAUGAUUGGGGAGCUCUGUCAAGUGCAUGUAGAUUUCAUAAACGUGUUGACCUUGCUGAAGAAACAGCAAAAAUGCUAUCACUUUUAAAACCAAAUGAUAUAUCUUUGCAUGCAUCAUCGUCGAACAUAUAUGUUGAUGGUAGGAUGUGGGAAAUAGGGGAGAUGAUAAUUGCUGAAGAGGGAUUGAAAAAAAGUCUCGGCUUUUCCUUAAUUGAAGUCAAUAAUAAGUUAUGUGUAUUUAAUUUUGGUGACACACUUGCCUUCAAAAGCACAUAUAUGAGGCACACAUGGAAUUCUCUCAGUAGAGAAAUGAGAGAAAAUGUUUUCUUAUGA
This is a messenger RNA of Abrus precatorius (Indian licorice), 624 nucleotides long. RefSeq names its product pentatricopeptide repeat-containing protein At1g06140, mitochondrial-like. The coding region runs from base 1 to 624 and encodes 207 amino acids. The record is from RefSeq and is a predicted model, not a curated record. Gene Ontology annotation, molecular function: protein binding; RNA binding. Lineage: Eukaryota; Viridiplantae; Streptophyta; Magnoliopsida; Fabales; Fabaceae. Gene Ontology annotation, biological process: RNA modification. The transcript has a single exon.